Rhagoletis zephyria (snowberry fruit fly) is the source of this 1600-nucleotide messenger RNA. It is a transcript of the gene sd, whose product is annotated as TEA domain transcription factor 1 homolog scalloped. Gene Ontology annotation, molecular function: RNA polymerase II cis-regulatory region sequence-specific DNA binding; DNA-binding transcription factor activity, RNA polymerase II-specific. Gene Ontology annotation, biological process: hippo signaling; embryonic organ development; regulation of transcription by RNA polymerase II. The record is from RefSeq and is a predicted model, not a curated record. Lineage: Eukaryota; Metazoa; Arthropoda; Insecta; Diptera; Tephritidae. Gene Ontology annotation, cellular component: transcription regulator complex.
UAGAGCGACUAAAUAAGUCAAAGUAAAAGUAAAAGCGUCUGUGAAAAGAAAUAAAAAUCAAUUAAAAUACAAUAAGCAGCUCCCCAAAAGGCACUACUACCUGAAAAUUUUGCAAUUUGUUUGCUUGUUUUUCUUUUGUGUUUUUGUUUUUUUUUUCUUUGUGCAACGUUUCACGUAAACUGGCUGCAUGAAAAACAUAACCAGCUCCAGCACUUGUGGCAGUGGCCUGCUGCAGUUGCAAAACAAUCUCAGCAACUCAGCCACCAAUACAUCAACAAUCGUCGGCAGCGGCGGCGGCGUCGGUGGCGGCAGCAUUAUUGACGACGAAGACGCCAUCCUGCACGAAUCAAAACAAAAAGACGGUAUAGUCGGACCCGGCACCAUUACGUCGCCGUGGCCACCGAUGAGUGCCGGCCCGCCUGGUGCGCUGGGGCCGGCAGACACAAAUGGCAGUAUGGUGGAUAGUAAAAAUCUGGAUGUCGGCGAUAUGAGCGACGACGAAAAGGAUCUCUCCUCUGCCGAUGCGGAAGGUGUUUGGAGCCCCGACAUUGAACAGAGUUUUCAAGAGGCUCUCUCCAUAUACCCGCCUUGUGGACGACGGAAAAUAAUUUUAUCUGACGAGGGUAAAAUGUAUGGCCGCAAUGAACUCAUCGCUCGUUAUAUCAAAUUACGCACAGGCAAGACGAGAACACGAAAGCAAGUCAGUUCGCACAUACAGGUUCUUGCCAGACGGAAAUUGCGUGAGAUUCAGGCGAAAAUUAAAGUUCAAUUCUGGCAGCCAGGUCUACAGCCCAGCACCUCACAAGAUUUUUACGAUUACAGCAUUAAGCCAUUCGCACAACCCCCCUACCCCGCCGGCAAGCCAUCGACAGCCGUGUCUGGUGACAUCGAAGCAGGACUUCCGCCAGCACAACUGCCGUGGGAGGGUAGAGCGAUAGCGACGCACAAAUUCCGUUUGCUGGAAUUCUCGGCAUUCAUGGAAAUACAAAGAGAGGAUAUCUAUCACCGGCACUUGUUCGUACAACUCGGUGGCAAACCGUCCUUUUCCGAUCCGCUACUCGAGACUGUUGACAUCCGACAGAUCUCCGACAAGUUCCCUGAGAAAUCAGGCGGUCUUAAAGAUCUCUAUGAAAAAGGUCCACAAAAUGCCUUCUAUCUAGUUAAAUGUUGGGCAGACUUGAAUACCGAAAUAACCGGCAGCGAAACGGGAGAUUUCUAUGGCGUUACGAGUCAAUAUGAGAGUAACGAAAAUGUUGUGCUCGUGUGUUCGACAAAAGUCUGCUCGUUUGGCAAACAGGUCGUCGAGAAAGUGGAAACAGAAUACUCACGCUUGGAGAAUGGUCGCUUCGUAUAUCGCAUACAUCGGUCGCCGAUGUGCGAAUAUAUGAUAAAUUUCAUACAGAAAUUGAAGAACCUGCCUGAGCGAUAUAUGAUGAACAGUGUCCUGGAGAACUUCACAAUACUGCAGGUGAUGCAAGCGCGAGACACACAAGAGACCCUUCUCUGCAUAGCGUACGUGUUCGAGGUGGCGGCACAGAAUAGCGGCGCUACGCACCACAUUUAUCGGUUGAUAAAGGAAUAGCAUGAACUGCAACUGCCC